GCCCGGAGCUCAGACAACAGCACUUGCGGACCAGCAUCCCAGUUGAUAGCAUCAUCGCACUCCUCACACCGAGUUUUAAACAGAUCACCACAACCAAAAGCCACCAACUAAACAGAAUGUCUCGCUUCACCAUCGUCACCGUCCUGUUCGUCAGUCUGGCCGUUAUCCUGGCGGGCCAAGGUGCUCAGGCUGCCGUUGCCAAGGUUCAGCUGACCAAUCCUGACCAUCCCGGCAAGUGUGUGUUGGACUCGAACACGAUCAUGUCGCCCGGUCAGGUCGGCAAGCAGCCCAAUCAUCCGUGUGCCAGUGCCGAGUGCCAUGCUGGCGGUUUGGUGACCAUCAGGACUUGUCCGGCUGUGGCUCCGCCAAAGGGAUGCAAGCAGCGCGACUUCGUCAACACCAAUCGCAGUUUUCCCGAGUGCUGCGAGCGGGCCUACGAUUGCUCCAAGCACAUUUAAGCCUAUCGAAACUCGAGUGUUUAUGGCUAAAUGCUAACCUUUCGAUUGUUUUUUUUUUUUGUUUGUUUUUGUUUUAUUUAUUGUGUAUACUACAACAUAACAAUUAAAAUGUAAACGCUUAGCAAUACAAUUAAAUAAUUUAAUAGAAUCAUUAACAGAAAAUACA
This is a messenger RNA of Drosophila elegans, 624 nucleotides long. RefSeq lists its product as uncharacterized. The coding region runs from base 117 to 458 and encodes 113 amino acids. The transcript has 2 exons. The record is from RefSeq and is a predicted model, not a curated record. Lineage: Eukaryota; Metazoa; Arthropoda; Insecta; Diptera; Drosophilidae.